This is a messenger RNA of Sardina pilchardus (European sardine), 3858 nucleotides long. RefSeq names its product transcription factor IIIB 90 kDa subunit-like. Gene Ontology annotation, cellular component: transcription factor TFIIIB complex; transcription preinitiation complex; nucleus. Bases 39 to 2156 code for a protein of 705 amino acids. The transcript has 18 exons. Lineage: Eukaryota; Metazoa; Chordata; Actinopteri; Clupeiformes; Clupeidae. Gene Ontology annotation, molecular function: RNA polymerase III general transcription initiation factor activity; RNA polymerase III type 3 promoter sequence-specific DNA binding; TBP-class protein binding. Gene Ontology annotation, biological process: transcription preinitiation complex assembly; transcription by RNA polymerase III; DNA-templated transcription initiation. The record is from RefSeq and is a predicted model, not a curated record.
GGGCUGUGCGGUGAGCGGGCGCAGGAGCGGCGGGCAUCAUGAGUCCGCGCGUGUGUAAGGCGUGCGGCGGCGCGGACAUCGAUGUGGACCAGGCUCGGGGCAACGCCGUCUGCACGGGCUGCGGCUCCGUGCUGGAGGACAACAUCAUCGUCUCCGAGGUGACCUUCGUGGAGAGCGGAGGGGGCGGAGUCUCAGCCGUCGGGCAGUUUGUUGCCUCAGAUGGUUCCGGUCCGACUCCUUCCCUGGGCCGAGAUUUCCACAUGGGAACAGGCAAAGAGUCCCGCGCUCAGACACUGCAGAAUGCGCGGCGUCACAUUAACCAGCUGGGCCACCAGCUGCAGAUGAACCAGCACUGCCUGGACACGGCGUUCAACUUCUACAAGAUGGCGCUGUGCAAGCACCUGACCCGCGGCAGGAAGAGCGCCCACGUCAUCGCCGCAUGCCUCUACCUCGUCUGCCGCACCGAGGGCACCCCACAUAUGCUGCUGGACCUGAGUGACAUUCUGCAGGUGAAUGUGUAUGUGUUGGGAAGGACCUUCCUGGUGUUGGCUCGAGAGCUGUGCAUCAAUGCUCCUGCUAUAGACCCAUGCCUGUACAUCCCUCGGUUUGCCCAGCUGUUGGAGUUCGGCGAGAAGAACCAUGACGUUUCCAUGACAGCGCUGCGACUCCUGCAGCAGAUGAAACGUGAUUGGAUGCACACAGGCCGCCGCCCCUCAGGGCUGUGCGGAGCAGCUCUGCUGGUUUCGGCCCGUAUGCAUGAUUUCCGUCGGACGGUGAAGGAGGUGAUCAACGUGGUCAAGGUGUGUGAGGCCACUCUCAGGAAGAGGUUGACUGAGUUUGGGGACACGCCCACCAGUGAGAUGACGAUUGAGGAGUUCAUGCGGGCCGACCUGGAGCGGGGGGGCGAGUGUGACCCCCCCUCCUACACCGAGGGGAAGAGGAGACAGCGCCUCAAACAGCUGGAGGAGAAACUGGCAAUGAAACUGGAUGAGAUGGAGGAUGAGGUGUUUUGUUAUCAGGAUGAGAUUGAUGUGGAAUUGGAGAGCAGUAGACCCAAACCGAGAGGGAAAUUCGCCUCAAGCAGCAGAACAGACUCCUCGGUGCAGCCAGACAAAGGGGAGGGGCCUGUGGAGGGGGAGGAGCCAGAAGAUGAGGCGGAGCUCCGUGAGGCGGCCCGUUGCCUAGCAAUGCGCCAGCUGAUGCGUGAGUCCGGUGGCGAGGAGGAGGAUGAUGAUGAAGAGGAGGAGGAUGAGGAGGAGGAGCGCUGCGCUCCACUCAGACGGCCCUCUGUCGCCGCCCUGCUGGGUCCCCUGCCCACUGCAGCCAGCCUCGGACUACAGGACUCCAUCAGCAAGUGCCUCGGGGACGAGAAGGAGAACCACCAGGAUGCAUCAUCAGAGAGUGGAGAACUGGACCUAAGUGGCAUUGAUGAUGAGGAAAUUGAGCGGUACCUGCUGAAUGAGAAGGAGGUGAAGAUCAAGACAGCCAUGUGGCUGCAGCAGAAUGCAGAUUAUCUGAAGGAGCAGAAAGAGAAAGAGGAGAGGAUAGCAAAAGAGAAAGAGCUGGGCAUCUACAAGGAAAAGAAGAAGAGUCGUAAGGCCCCGCGGCGCUACGCUCCGAUCCAGGCGAGUUCUGCGGACGAGGCGAUUGAGAAGAUGCUGGAGCAGAAGAAGCUCUCGCUCAAGAUCAACUACGACGUGCUCAAGGACCUCAACGUGGGACCCAAGACCCCCGCACACACCCCCGCACACACCCCCGCACACACACCCACACACACACCCACGCGCACACCCACACGCAAACCCAACCCUACGGCACGUGGACGCAGGCUUGGACUCACACCCUCACUGGGCAGCCAGAUCAGCAGCCUGGGGAAGAGGUUACGACCUCUGGUGUCUGCUCUACCUGCUAAGAGGCUGGCCCUUGAUGAGCUGGUCCCUGGUGGGGCACUAGCGGCGCCCCCUGUGGCCAUUGCAGGCGCGGCGGUCGGUGUGGCGGUCGGCGUGGCGACGGGCGUGGUGGUGGAGAGUGGGCCGGUGGCCUACGAGGACGACGCCGAGGAAGAGGAGGAGGAGGAAGAGGAGCCCUGCGUCAGCGCCAUGCAGCUACUGGGCAGCAGUGGAUAUGGCUGUGAUGACGACGAUGAAGGCUAUUAAUAGACAAGACACACACACACACACACAACACACAUUUUUGUAUGUGUGCGUGCUUUAGGACUGGACUGUGUGCACAAGCACACACACACACACACACCUCUUUCCUGUGCUACCUGAAGAUACAGGAGAAGAGGAUGAAGAUGGUUUCAUGUAAUCUCACUGGGAGUUGCAAAAAGGGUCCUGUGAUUUCAGUGCGUGUGCAGUGCGUGUGUGUGUGUGUGUGUGUGUGUGUGUGUGUGUGUGUGUGUGUGUGUGUGUGUGUGUGUGUGUGUGUGUGUGUGUGUGUGUGUGUGAAGGUGAGGAAAUUAGUAGUUCAACGCACACAACUUUAUGAUGAAGAUGCUCCAACUAAAUAUAGACACAGUUUUGGGACAUACACACACACACUCACACACAAACACAUACUCUUUCACUCACUCGCUCACACACAUUGUCAUCAUUCUCAAUCCAGUCACUGAGUCCAGUGCGUGCGUGUGUGCGUGCGUGCGUGCGUGCGUGCGUGCGUGCGUGCGUGCGUUCGUGUGUGUGUGUGCGCGCGUGCGUGUGUGUGUGUGUCAUGGCAUGGUGUUAUGGACCAUUAUGUGGUGAUUACAUAUGAACCUAUGCUAACUCAAUCAGCUGCUAGUGCAAAUCUCAUCCAAUCGCGUGCGAGCUUACACUAAUAAAUGGGCCACCUGCAACAGGUGACCAAUCAAAUGCUAGCUUAUUCCCUACCCAGUUGAACGCCAGCCUGAAUUUUAACCAAUGAAGUGCUGUCUUAAAUCUCACCCAAUCAAGGGCUGCCUAAAAGCUUAACCAAUCACAGACCAUCUUAAUUAUGACACGUCUGACCACUAUCCGUCUCUGGAUUCUGCUCUUAACGGAUCUGUCUCUUAAAUGGGUUCUACUCUUAACGGAUCUGUCUCUUAAAUGGGUUCUACUCUUAACGGAUCAGUCUCUAAAUGGGUUCUACUCUUAACGGAUCUGUCUCUUAAAUGGGUUCUACUCUUAACGGAUCAGUCUCUAAAUGGGUUCUGCUCUUAAGGGAUCCGUCUCUAAAUGGGUUCUACUCUUAAGGGAUCUGUCUCUAAAUGGGUUCUACUCUUAAGGGAUCUGUCUCUAAGUAGGUUCUGCUCUAAACGGAUCUGUCUCUAAGUAGGUUCUACUCUUAAGGGAUCUGUCUCUAAGUAGGUUCUACUCUUAAGGGAUCUGUCUCUAAGUAGGUUCUACUCUAAACGGAUCUGUUUUCUGCUUGUACCCCAUCAUUGCCAAUAAAGCCUUCCGCUCCUGGUGUCAGCUGGCGCUUGCUGAGUUCUGGCCCGUCUGUAAGCGGGUUCCACUGUAAGCGGGUUCCUCUGUAAGCGGGUUCUGGCCCGUCUGUAAGCGGUUCUACCAGCUGCUGCCUCGUACCAAACAAGCCUUCUGCUCCUGAGCCCAAGCACGCCCCCGACCUGCCUUAACUUCCUGUUCUGUGUGAUGCGCUUCCGGGUUAAAGGUCGGAGAUGUGAAGUAUGAUGAUGAUGAUGAUGAUUUAGUAUUAUUAUUAUUAUUAUUAUUAUUAAGUAUCCCGGAGUUGUCCUGAUGUAUGAUAUUAAUUUAUUAAAUGAGUUGUGUUAAUGCUUUGUUGAUGUUCACAAGAGGAAACGGUGUAAAUAAAUAGUUCUGUUGGGGUGAGAUGUGUGUGUGUGUGAGAAAGGUAUAGUUUGUUAUGUUGGGGUGUGUG